GUCCUGAUUGCUCUUUGAAUGUUCCUUCAACUGAGUCUUACUGGAUUUUGCCCAAUGUUAAGCCCUUCAGUCCUUCUGUAGGUCGUGCUUCACAUAAAGCAGUUUUACAUGGGAAGUUUAUGUGGGUGAUUGGUGGAUAUACUUUUAACUACAGUUCUUUUCAAAUGGUCCUGAAUUACAAUUUAGAAAGCAGUAUAUGGAAUGUAGGCGCUGCAUCGAGGGGACCUCUCCAGAGAUAUGGACAUUCUCUUGCUUUAUACCAGGAAAACAUCUUUAUGUAUGGAGGCAGAAUUGAAACAAAUGAUGGCAAUGUCACAGAUGAACUAUGGGUGUUUAACAUACAUAGUCAAUCAUGGAGUACAAAAACUCCCACUGUUCUUGGACAUGGUCAACAGUAUGCUGUGGAGGGACAUUCAGCACAUAUUAUGGAGUUGGAUAGUAGAGAUGUUGUCAUGAUCAUAAUAUUUGGAUAUUCUGCAGUAUAUGGUUAUACAAGCAGCAUACAGGAAUACCAUAUCUCAUCAAACACUUGGCUUGUUCCAGAAACUAAAGGAGCUAUUGUACAAGGUGGAUAUGGCCACACCAGUGUGUAUGAUGAAAUAAGAAAGUCCAUUUAUGUUCAUGGAGGCUACAAAGCAUUACCAGGCAAUAAAUAUGGUUUGGUAGAUGAUCUUUAUAAGUAUGAAGUUAACACUAAGACCUGGACUAUUUUGAAAGAAAGUGGGUUUGCCAGAUACCUUCAUUCAGCUGUUCUUAUCAAUGGAGCUAUGCUUAUUUUUGGAGGAAAUACCCAUAAUGACACUUCCUUGAGUAAUGGUGCAAAAUGUUUUUCUGCUGAUUUCCUGGCAUAUGACAUAGCUUGUGAUGAAUGGAAAACAUUACCUAAACCAAAUCUUCAUAGAGAUGUCAACAGAUUUGGACACUCUGCAGUAGUCAUUAAUGGGUCAAUGUAUAUAUUUGGUGGAUUUUCUAGUGUACUCCUUAAUGAUAUCCUUGUAUACAAACCUCCAAAUUGUAAAGCUUUCAGAGAUGAAGAACUCUGUAAAAAUGCCGGUCCAGGGAUAAAGUGUGUUUGGAAUAAAAAUCACUGUGAAUCUUGGGAAUCUGGGAAUACUAAUAAUAUUCUGAGAGCAAAGUGCCCUCCUAAAACAGCUGCUUCUGAUGACAGAUGUUAUAGAUAUGCAGAUUGUGCUAGCUGUACUGCCAAUACAAAUGGGUGCCAGUGGUGUGAUGAUAAGAAGUGCAUUUCAGCACUUAGUAAUUGCAGCAUGUCUGUCAGAAAUUAUACUAAAUGUCAUGUAAGAAAUGAGCAGAUUUGUAACAAACUCACAAGCUGCAAAAGCUGUUCACUAAACUUGAAUUGCCAGUGGGAUCAGCGACAACAAGAGUGUCAGGCUUUGCCAGCUCAUCUUUGUGGAGAAGGAUGGAAUCAUAUUGGGGAUGCUUGUCUUAGAAUCAAUUCCAGUAGAGAAAGUUAUGACAAUGCAAAACUUUAUUGCUAUAAUCUUAGUGGGAAUCUUGCCUCUUUAACAACUUCAAAAGAAGUAGAAUUCGUACUGGAUGAAAUACAGAAGUAUACACAACAGAAAGUGUCACCUUGGGUAGGAUUACGUAAGAUCAAUAUAUCCUACUGGGGAUGGGAGGACAUGUCUCCUUUUACAAAUACAACACUGCAGUGGCUUCCUGGCGAACCAAAUGAUUCUGGAUUCUGUGCAUAUUUGGAAAGGGCUGCAGUGGCAGGCUUAAAAGCAAAUCCUUGCACAUCAAUGGCAGAUGGCCUUGUCUGUGAAAAGCCUGUUGUUAGCCCAAAUCAAAAUGCAAGACCAUGCAAAAAGCCAUGUUCUCUACGGACCUCGUGCUCCAACUGUACCAGCAAUGGCAUGGAAUGUAUGUGGUGCAGCAGUACAAAGCGAUGUGUUGACUCUAAUGCUUACAUAAUCUCUUUUCCAUAUGGACAAUGUCUAGAAUGGCAGACAGCCACCUGCUCUCCUCAAAAUUGUUCUGGAUUAAGAACCUGUGGACAGUGUUUGGAACAUCCAGGAUGUGGCUGGUGCAAUGAUCCUAGUAACACAGGAAGAGGAUACUGUAUUGAAGGGUCUUCCCGGGGACCAAUGAAGCUUGUUGGAUUGCAUAGUAAUGAGGUGGUUCUUGACAUCAGUCUUUGCCCCAAAGAAAAGAACUAUGAGUGGUCUUUUAUCCAGUGUCCAGCUUGCCAAUGUAAUGGACAUAGCACUUGCAUCAAUAAUAAUGUCUGUGAACAGUGCAAGAAUCUCACCACCGGAAAACAGUGUCAGGAUUGCAUGCCCGGAUAUUAUGGAGAUCCAACCAAUGGAGGACAAUGUACAGCUUGUACAUGCAGUGGCCAUGCAAAUAUCUGUCAUCUACACACAGGGAAAUGUUUCUGUACAACUAAAGGAAUAAAAGGUGAUCAAUGUCAAUUAUGUGAUUCUGAAAAUCGCUAUGUUGGUAAUCCACUUAGGGGAACAUGUUAUUACAGCCUUCUGAUCGAUUACCAGUUCACCUUCAGCUUGUUACAAGAAGAUGAUCGCCACCAUACUGCCAUCAACUUCAUCGCAAACCCAGAGCAGUCAAACAAAAAUUUGGAUAUUUCAAUUAAUGCAUCAAACAACUUUAAUCUCAAUAUCACAUGGUCGGUUGGUUCAACAGGUGGAACAAUAUCUGGGGAAGAGACACCUAUAAUUUCUAAGACAAAUAUAAAAGAAUUUAGAGAUAGUUUUUCCUAUGAAAAAUUUAACUUUAGAAGCAAUCCUAAUAUUACAUUUUAUGUGUAUGUCAGCAACUUUUCCUGGCCUAUUAAAAUACAGAUUGCAUUUUCACAACACAAUACAAUCAUGGAUCUUGUGCAGUUUUUUGUCACCUUCUUCAGUUGUUUUUUAUCAUUAUUACUGGUGGCUGCUGUGGUGUGGAAGAUCAAACAGACUUGCUGGGCUUCUCGACGGAGAGAGCAACUGCUUCGAGAGCGACAGCAGAUGGCCAGCCGUCCCUUUGCUUCUGUUGAUGUAGCACUGGAAGUAGGUGCUGAACAAACAGACUUUCUGCGAGGGCCAUUAGAGGGUGCACCUAAACCAAUAGCCAUCGAACCCUGUGCUGGGAACAGAGCUGCUGUUCUGACUGUGUUUCUCUGUCUACCAAGAGGACCAUCAGGUGCCCCACCCCCUGGGCAGUCAGGCCUUGCUAUUGCCAGUGCCCUGAUAGAUGUUUCACAACAGAAGCCUUCCGAUAAUAAAGACAAGACUUCCGGAGUCCGGAAUAGAAAACACCUCUCCACACGUCAAGGAACUUGUGUCUGAGGAAGGAAACCAACUUUGUACUGGUUUACUCUGCAGAUGACUUCUGCUAAAGCUGUUCUGUGCCUUUGGGUUUUAUAGAGGCCAAUCUCCUAUAAUCCAGGGCUCAAGUACAGUUCUCUCUAAGUGGGCAAUGUCCCAAGUGGCCAAAGAAUGUUGAUGAGUUUUUAUAAAAGUAACAGUGUUGUUGGUCACCAGUAAUAAAGUCAGUUUUUAUGGCUAUCUUAGGCUUAUAGCUUACAUUAACUUACUAUGGAAAAAAGAUGUAUAUUGUUUCUUAAUGCAGAUGAAAAUAUGUAAUUCGUAUAAAUCAACUGUUUAUAUCCCAAGACUUUAAAGACAGACGUUUUAUAAUGCCUGAAUGAUGAGACAUGUACAGUUUUUGCCUCAUUAGUAAACUUAGGUCACCUGCAUGUGAAUAGGAAAUGAACAAAUCACGACGGCUUUAAAUGCUGUUUUGUCUCAUUGUAAAUGUGAAAGCAAGGUUUUGAUCUGAUAGGAUGCAGGUCAUGUGCUUUAACACUCCAUGUGACCACCUGGUAUCCAAAGUCAAUUUGAAAAUGCAGCCCAGACCAGUCCAUUUGGAUGGAUGUGUACAACUUCUCAGGAGGUUUAUUAGAAUUCUGAGUGUGGCGGACAUUCCUGUUGUCCACACCAACUGCCUAACUCAUUAUCAGAGCUGAUAGAGCUUGGACAGAAGCCUGUCCAGCAAUCAGUUUUCCCCUCCUUCCACAAACAGCCUCAGUACCACCUGAAGGGAGCUGCAGUAAUUCUAUAAUAUACAAGCUUCUGCCCCAAUCUGGCAAUUUUUUUUUCAAUUGCCUGGGAAUCAUCAUGCCAGUCCCAAGUGAUCUAUCUGCAUCUUUAUAAGAACCUAUCGUUCUCUUCGGGCCUUUCUCCCCUAUGUUAGAUUUUAUUUGCUUUUUACGACCUUUGGAGAAUGUAUUCUAAAGGUAACCUUCCAAGUUCUUUGUUACCACCUGUUUUGCCUAGAACACAACCAGAGAAGAGCAGGGUCUGGCAAGCACCAGCAAAAUCCCUGUUUCCAACAGUCACACUGGUGUCAUGGGAAGUCUGCAGCUAAAAAAUAAGUUCAUCGUUGGCCACAUUCAGAACAUUCUUAAUGAUGCAAAACCCUGAAUUUUGGCAGAAAGGAAAAAUAAAGUGACUGCUUUCACAUUGGAAUGUCCAAUCAUUUGUGUCCUAUAAUCAACCAACAACAGCUCACUGAAGUGCAGCCGUAUUAACAGCCCCAGUCUGGAACUGCCAUUGUUAACUUCAGGGUGAAGAACAAUGAACAAGAUAUCCAAAGCUGCUGUAUACUAUAUAGUUUUGUUUAAUAGGAAAUCCAUUUAAAUCUAAUCGAUGUUUAGUACUAUAUAUGUACUUUUCAUGUUCUUUGGAUUUCUGGAAGGUAAAAACAUCCUACAGUUAAAGCCUAGUUACUUGCAUGCCAUGGUUGUACAGUAGCAGAUUAUGACCCUAUUGCAAUAUUAAAUAUUUAUUUCAAAUGCCAUGUAUACAUAGUCAGCUGAAUUUGAUGAGGAUUGGAUGUGAUAUGUAACAGAAAUGACCACAGAAUAUGUAGCUACAUCUCAUAAAACACUAUUAGGUUG
This is a messenger RNA of Nannospalax galili (Upper Galilee mountains blind mole rat), 4924 nucleotides long. RefSeq names its product attractin like 1 (gene Atrnl1). NCBI's taxonomy places the organism in Eukaryota, Metazoa, Chordata, Mammalia, Rodentia, Spalacidae. Gene Ontology annotation, molecular function: protein binding. Gene Ontology annotation, cellular component: Golgi apparatus. The record is from RefSeq and is a predicted model, not a curated record.